Molecule: messenger RNA, 5537 nt
Organism: Camelina sativa (false flax)
Lineage: Eukaryota; Viridiplantae; Streptophyta; Magnoliopsida; Brassicales; Brassicaceae
Source: RefSeq, a predicted model, not a curated record
UAUAAUUGAUGAAGAUACUGUGCGUUGACGAAGACCAUUGACGGAAACGACUGGGAGUAGAAAAGGAUUUUGAUAAAAUUAUACGCUUAAGCAAUGCUUUGCUCACAUCAUCAUCGUUCACUAAUAACUUUCUCUGCAACUUCUUUGCUAUUUCUUUUAUGGGCUGACUUUUUUGUGGGUAAAGAAACUCUUCGCUCUUGGUGAACUGAAGAAAACGGAUGUAAUUUUCUCAAUUGCCCAAUCCGGAACCCAUCGUCUUGAUCUUCUAUUGCAGUUCGAGGGUUUCGAAUUGGAGCUUUCUCCAUCGCUGCUGUAUCAACAAUAUAAAACAGUAGCUUCGUAUAAAAAAGGGGUUUUAACUCAUCUCCUGCCCUUUUUAGUGUGGGCGUCUUCGAGCAGAACAGUACAAAGUAGAAACAAACCUCCAGCGAAAUAUAAGAGUCAACACAGAGAUCUCUAAUCAUAUAAGCUAGGCCGAAGAUGAUGGACGAUGUCAACAAGGCUACACACGUGGUCUACAUCAACUGUGCAUAUACAUUACAUUAUUCCUUCGCUAGCCACCUCUCCAUGGAAUUCCACCGGAAAGGCAUUAAUUCAUUUGUAGAUUGCAAUGGGGUUCUGGAUGUGAUAGAGGGAGCUAGCUCUUCUGUGGUGGUUUUCUCUAAGAACUGCUUGUCCUCCACCUCAUGCCUGGACAAGCUCGUCAGGGUACAUCAGUGCUGGAGGAAAAAUGGUCAGCUGGUGGUUCCAGUGUUCUAUGACGUUAGUCCAUCAGAUGUUGUCGUGCCACCACAGCACAAGUCAGCUGAUCGGAGAAUGGAAUGGAGUAGCGCCCUCCGAGAGCUGAGAGAAUUACCUGGCCACCAGUCUAGGGAGGAAUGCACUGAGUGCGAACUUGUGGAAGAGAUUGUCAAAGAUGUGUAUGAAAAACUAUAUCCCACGGAAAGUGUUGGUAUUGACGCGAAGUUGUUGGAGAUAGAACUCUUGCUUCGCAAGCAAACAUGGGGUAUCCGUAGCAUAGGAAUUUGGGGUAUGCCUGGCAUAGGCAAGACUACACUUGCUAAAGCACUUUUUGACCAAAUCUCUGAGGGGUAUGAAGCUUCUUGUUUCAUUAAACAUUUUGACAGGGAACUUCUUGAGAAGGGGAUUCACCGACUGUUCAGGGAACGUUUUGGGAAAAUUCCGAAGGAAUUGCCUAGUGUAGGCAGUAGCAUUACGACUCCUAGCCUCCCGAGGGACAAGUUAAGCAAAAAGAGAACUCUUCUUGUUCUUGAUGAUGUGCACAAUCCUUUCGCUGCCGAGUCUUUUCUCCGAGGGUUUCAUUGGUUUAGUCCAGGAAGCCUAAUCAUAAUAACCUCCAGAGAUAAAUUAACUUUUCGCCUUUGUCAGAUUAGUCAUGUGUACGAGGUUCAGAGCUUAAAUGACCACGAAGCUCUGCAGCUAUUCUCUCAGAGUGCAUUUGGAAAAGAUAUAAGAGGACAAAAUCUCCUGGAUCUAUCAAAAGAAGUGAUUGACUAUGCUAAUGGAAAUCCAUUAGCUCUCAGAUUUUACGGCAGAGAGCUUAAGGGAAAGAAACUGUCGGAAAUGCAGACGACAUUCCUCAAGCUCAAGCUGCGUACUCCUUAUAAGAUUCAUGAUUUAUUCAAUAGCAGCUACGAAACGCUUAAUAAGAACCAGAAGAACAUAUUUCUGGACAUUGCUUGUUUUUUCAAGGGCGAUAAUGUUGACUAUGUGAUGCAACUGCUUGAGGGGUGUGGUUUUUUUCCACAUGUUGGGAUUGAUGUUCUUGUGGAGAAGUGUCUGGUGACUAUUGCACAAAAAAGAGUGAAAAUGCAUAGUCUAAUCCAGGACUUUGGCCGAGAAAUAAUCAAUGGAGAAACAGUACAGAUAGAGAGGCGUCGCAGACUGUGGGAGCCUUGGACCAUCAAAUUUCUACUUGAAGAUGACGAACUCAAAACAAAUGAAGAUCAAAAAGCAACCUAUACACGUGCUCUGGGCACUGAAAACAUCGAGGGCAUAUUUAUGGACACAUCAAACUUAAACUUUGAUGUGAAGCCUGGUGCUUUUGAGAAUAUGGUUAACCUUAGAAUCCUGAAGAUUUAUUGUCCUAGGUAUGCAAAGCGUUAUGGACUCCGCCUUCCAAAAGGACUUGAGUCUCUGCCUUAUGAACUAAGACUCCUCCACUGGGAGAACUAUCCUCUAAAAUCCUUGCCACAAGAGUUUGACCCAUGCCACCUCAUUGAGCUCAAUAUGCCUUAUAGUCAGCUUCACAAACUUUGGGAAGGAACCAAGAACCUCGAGAAGCUGAAGAUGGUCAGGCUUUGUCAUUCCCGGCAGCUAACUGAAAUUGACGAUAUUUGUAAAGCUCAAAAUGUCGAGUUAAUUGAUCUCCAAGGCUGCACAAAAUUGCAGAGUUUUCCAGCCAUGUGUCAAUUACAACAUCUCCGAGUUGUAAACCUCUCAGGUUGCAGAGAGAUCAAAAGUUUCCCAGAGGUUUCACCAAAUAUUGAGGAACUACAUCUCCAAGGAACUGGAAUAAGAGAAUUACCAAUUUCCUUGGUAACCCUCUCCCAACAAGCUAAGUUGAACCGAGAGCUGUCCAAUCUUCUAACAGAAUACUCAGGUGUUUCAGAUGCUUUGAACGUUGAGCGAGUAACAAGCCUGAUCAAAAACAACUCAUCUAAUCAGCAUCUUAAUAAACUUGUUUGCCUGAAUAUGAAAGAUUGUUCUCAUUUGGGGAGUCUGCCUCACAUGGUUGAUUUAGAGUCUCUUAAAGUUCUUAAUAUGUCUGGAUGCUCAGGGCUCGAGCAUAUUCAGGGUUUCCCACGAAACCUGAAAGAGUUAUAUCUUGCUGGCACUGCCAUAAAAGAACUUCCACCGCUUCCACAAAGUCUAGAAGUCUUGAAUGCACAUGGCUGUGUCUUACUCAAAUCAAUUCCCUCUGGUUUCAAGCGGCUUCCUAAUUAUUGCGCAUUCAGCAAUUGCUUUUCUCUUUCUGCUGAAGUGGUCAGCGAAUAUUUAAAGAACGCUCUGGCUUAUGUAGGAUACACGGCAAGAGAGUAUCAGCAGGAACCCAACAAAUCUCUGCCUUUCAGCCUCAGUGUUUCUUCACCUGCGAAAGACAAUUCCACAUUUCAUCUGCAACCUGGAUACUCUGUGUUGAUACGAAUGAGUCCUUCUUGGAGAAGCACGCUAGUUGCCUUUGCUAUAUUAGUCGAAGCUGCUUUUUUGGAUGAUUACCAAAAAGCUACUGCUUUUGGCUUUAAGUGUGUUUGCAGGUGGAAAGACAAAGAAGGCCUCUCUCGUAGGAUAGAAAAAACUUUUCAUUGUUGGACCUUAGGGGGAGGUGUUCAGAAGUUUCAAAAGGAACACAUGUUUGUCUUCUGUGAUCUCAAUUUCCAUCCGAGUACCAGUACAGGAAAGGACCCUGAUAUAUUGGCUGAUCUUAUCGUACUUGAAAUUUUUCCUGUCAACACGCUUAUGGAGCUUAUAGAUGAGAGUUGUACAGUGACGAGAUGUGGAGUAUAUGUAAUAACUUCUGCAUAUGGAGAUGCAAGUCUUACCACGAAUUUACAACCGGUGUUGUCCUUGGAUUGCCCAAAGAUGCUUUCUGAUGAUGAAGUUGAAGAAGCAUUGAAGGGCUUAGAAGAGAAAGAUAGAUUUUUGUUUCUUUACAUCGCAUGUUUGGUCAAUGACGAGGAAGCUAAUUUUGUUGCUCCCCGUAUUGCUAGCAUUGGUUUGGGAAUUAGUUCUGGGUUCAAGGUCUUAGCCGAUAACUCUCUCAUAUGUAUAUCUACUGAUGGUGUUAUAAAGCAAAGUUAUUUGCGAGAAACAAUGGGUAGGGAGAUCGUCCGUAGACAAUGCAUGCAGCCUGAUAUCUUGAAAUCAAAGCAUACACCAUCAAUACAUUCUGGAGAGUUGGGUGGCAUAGAAGAUCAUGUGGCAGGCAUGAUUUCUUUGUCAAGUUCGAAAUCUGUAGAAGUGAAGACGGUUGGGAUCUGGGGACCAUCAAGAGAAGGGGAAGCAAUAUAUUCAAGUAUGGUUGAACCAGUGGAGCCUCCACAUGGGUUUAGAGAACAAGGGAAGGAUAACUACAUGAUGUGGCAAAAAUUGUUUGAGAUUGGCACCAAGUAUCUUCCAAUUAAGCCCAUUGGGAGAGGGUCUGCUGACAAUGUGGUUUGCUCUGCCAUCAACAGAGUGACAACUAAGAAAGUUGCCAUUAAGAAGAUCCCUAAUGUGUUUAAGAAACGAAUCCAUGCUGUGAACACAUUGAAGGAAAUGAACUUUCUCAGGCACGUGAGGCACGAUAACAUUAUCGCACUCAAUGAUGUUAUGUUGUCUGGUCAGAGAACAAAUUUUAAAGAUGUCUACAUGGUUUACGAGCUUAUGGAUACUGACCUGCAUCAGAUUAUCAAGUCCUCUCAGUCACUCUCCGAUGAUUACUGCAAGUACUUCUUGUUUCAGUUGCUACGCGGGUUGGAAUAUCUUCACUCGGUAAAAAUCCUUCACUGUGACUUAAAGCCAGGGAACAUUCUUGUGAACGCCAACUGUAAUCUAAAGAUAAGUGAUUUUGGGCUUGCAAGAAACAUAUGUAAUGAUCAGUUCAAGACAGAGUACCUAGCCCCCGAGCUUCUUCUCGGCUGUGGCAACUACGGAACCUCCAUUGAUAUCUGGUCAGUAGGAUGCAUAUUCGCAGAGCUUCUUGGCAGAAAACCUAUCUUCCCUGGAACAGCUCAGAACCAACUAAAUCUAAUCAUCAAUAUUCUUGGUAGCCAACACGAAUCAGAUCUCCAGUUCAUAAAUAACCCGAAAACCAGAGAAAGUAUUAACUCUCUCAAGUUCUCGAGAGGUACCCACUUUUCCAAUCUCUAUCCGGAAGCCAAUCCGCUAGCAAUAGACUUGCUACAGAGGAUGCUUGUGUUCGACCCAACCAAGAGAAUAACGGUCAUCGAAGCACUCUUACAUCCCUACAUGGCAGAGCUGUUCAACUCUAAACCCAACCCGCCUGCACGUGCCCCAAAUACUCUGGACAUAGAUGAGAACAUGGAAGAACACACACUACGAGAGAUGCUGUGGAACGAGAUGCUUUAUUACCACCCUGAAGCAACUGCAUCGCAAAAGCCUUCCAAGUUUCUUAUGAGUUCUUGAUAUAUGCUAAAGACGACCAAGCUUUGCCAUUAUAAUUGAGAUGGACAACUGCAUCUUACUGAAGUUGACAAAAUCAUGCUAGGCGAUCUGAUAUUUCCCAGUCAUUUCGUCAUCUACAAGACAUAUAUCCAAUUUUAGUUUCAUUUUGGGAACGGUUAUGGUGUAACCGGCACAACCUUAGGUAGUAUAAAUUGUCCACCCACGAUGUUCUUUAAGAACAAAUGGAAAGUCUGUUCUAAUUAACUUUAGAACUUAAUGGACCAAGUUAUACCAAGAGACAAUCAAACAAAACUAAAUCAGUGAUUUUUAAAAAAAAUGCAUGAUAAUGUUAAGGUUUAACAGUGAAGACAAAGAUUUUACUUGAUAGAGAAAGCCCUCAAAGAACAUGA